AGCAUUAAAUGCAAAGGAAACAGCCAAACCUUGAGACCCUCCAACUAACCAACCUUGUCUCAUAUCCCACCUCACAACAUGGAGACAAGUCUGUGGCUUCAUCCCCAUUAAUAUGCAGCUCCCUCCUCCCUACGGCCAUGACAUCCUCCUCCAACUCCCCUUUCUCGCCUGAUAUCAUCCACUGAGCAAUGGAGAUCGAGCUGGUGAAGUGCGAGUGCUGCGGGCUACGUGAGGACUGCACCAGAGACUACAUCAGCAGCGUGAAGGCCAACUUCGACGGCAAAUGGUUCUGCGGGCUGUGCUCCGAAGCGGUGAAGGACGAGCGGAGCAGGCUGCGGAGGAAGGACGUCCAGGGGGUGGUGGAGGAGGCCAUCAGAGCCCACAUGUCCUUCUGCCGGCGAACCAUGUCCAACCCUGCCGUCCGGGUGGCCGACGGCAUGCGGCAGAUGCUGCGUAGGAGAUCCGGCGACUUGUCGAAGCCGUCGACGGUCACAGCAUCUCCCAAGAGAUUUGGAAGGGCGGCAGCGGGCACAUCGCAGGUCUCGCUGUUCUGAGGCUAAGUCUGUCUUCUUCUUCUUCUCCUUGUCUGCUUGCUGUUACUAUUACUUGUGGCCAUGAACACAAGAGGUGGAUAUCAGUGGAGACUGCUGCUUUCCCAGUUGGACAGACUGAUGAGGCUGUACAGGUAGACAAUGGCAGUAGGUACUAAAUAAUCUGUGUGAUUGAAGCUUUUGUGUCUUCAUGGCAUGAUGAGGAUUCUGUUCUUAGAUCAACUGUGCCAUGUCCCUUAAGGAUAUCUGAUGCUGUAUGUAGUAUCUAAACUCACCUUUUGCUCCUGUAGUUGUCAUUUGGAGACUUUGUUUCCUUGUAGUACCUUUUGGUUUGCUUAACAUUUGGGUUCUGCCAUAGCUAA
Musa acuminata AAA Group (dessert banana) is the source of this 913-nucleotide messenger RNA. RefSeq lists its product as uncharacterized. Lineage: Eukaryota; Viridiplantae; Streptophyta; Magnoliopsida; Zingiberales; Musaceae. Bases 189 to 554 code for a protein of 121 amino acids. The record is from RefSeq and is a predicted model, not a curated record. The transcript has a single exon.